Balaenoptera ricei (Rice's whale) is the source of this 1752-nucleotide messenger RNA. It is a transcript of the gene TESPA1, whose product is annotated as thymocyte expressed, positive selection associated 1. The coding region runs from base 1 to 1752 and encodes 583 amino acids. The record is from RefSeq and is a predicted model, not a curated record. The transcript is spliced from 10 exons. Gene Ontology annotation, molecular function: signaling receptor binding. NCBI's taxonomy places the organism in Eukaryota, Metazoa, Chordata, Mammalia, Artiodactyla, Balaenopteridae.
AUGGAGGGCUCUGUGCUGAGCCCCACGUCCUGGGAGAGGCGACGGGCCUGGCUCCGACAGAGCCGCCACUGGCAGACCCAGGUCCUGGAAGAGGAGGCCGCCGCAGCCCUGCAGGAUGUCCCAGAUCCCGAGCCUUCUGGCCUGGAUGAUGUUUUCCAGGAAGGGAAUCCAAUCAACAAGAUUGAAGACUGGCUGCAGGAUUGUGGAUACUUUGAAGAAGGGUUUUUUGAGGAAGCCGGACAGCCGAUCCACAACGGGUGCCCCAGCCAUGGAACCAGCUUUGAAGAUGACUUGACCCUCGGAGCAGAAGCCACACUGUUGGCCACCAACAGCAAACUCUUCUCCAGGAGUUUCCUGGAGACAGCCCGGCCUGGGCAGCUACUGGAUCUUGGCUGCAGUUUGGCUUCCAGCAGCAUGACUGGUGGGACCAACAAGACUAGUUCAAGCAUCUCAGAGAUUCUGGACAAGGUGCAAGAAGAUGCAGAAGAUGUCCUUUUCAGUCUGGGCUUUGGCCAGGAGGACCACAAAGACACUUCUCGAAUUCCUGCCCGAUUUUUCACCACCCCCUCUCAGGCCAAAGGCAUUGAUUUCCAGCUCUUCCUGAAGUCCCAGAUGCGGAGGAUUGAGAUGGAAGACCCAUGCCUCAUGCUGGCCAGCAGGUUUAAGCAAGUGCAAACACUGGCCGUCACCGCCGAUGCCUUCUUCUGUCUCUACUCCUACGUAUCUAAGACCCCUGUCCAAAAGUUCACACCAUCCCACAUGUUCUGGAAUUGCAACCCAACUGAUGUGCCAUCCGUCAAGAUUCUGGCCCCAGAACCUGAACCUCACUCACCCAGAGAGCGCCUCCGGAAAGCCAUCUCCAAAAUGUGCCUGUACACAUGCCCACGAGAUAGGCUAUCACCACCCGACCACACCCCCAAAAGGAACAGUUUAGACCAGGUGGUGUGGGAAGUGAUGGACAGAGUGCGAGGAGAGAAGCUGGUCCUCCAGCAAGACCCUGGGUUUGGGCCAGUCCCACAGGGAGAUCCUGUGCCCCCCAUCAGGGGUACAAAGCUGCCCAUUUCUUCCUGUCCAUGUGCCCUCUGCUUUAAAGAGGAAACACAGCAGGGGAUGUCCACAUUGCAAGAACCAUCAGAAACUCUGGAUUCUAACCCCUGUUGCACACAUUCUCUGCCCAGGGCAGAUCUACAGUGGAGCACAGACCCUGCACAGGUAAAGAGACAGCUGUGGGGUCUACAAGCCACCAGUAAGGAAGCCCAUUUAGCCAAGGAUGAGACCUUCUGGAAAAGAAAGAGCAGAGCAAGAAAGAGUCUGUUUCAGAAGAAUCCCAUGGGCAGGAAGGUUAAAUCACUGGACCUGUCCAUCAUCCAACAGCAAUGGAAACAGGGCCAAGAGAGAACAGAACUGCACCGAUCUCUAACCCAGCAGCUGCAGGACACUUUGGACUUGGAGGUGCAAAGCAACAGUGAGGAGGAGGAGAGCCGCUGGCCCAGCAGAUCCAGAAACCACCACCUCUACCAGACUUUUGCUGGCAAAGACUCAGGAACCUUUCACCACCACCACAGCACAUGCUCUGACAGCAGCGGCUUCAUAGAAGAGCCUAACUCCCACCUCCUCUUGCAGGAGGCUGUAUGGCCUCCAAUAUCCAGCUCCUGCUCCCUGGCCCUACAAACUCCUGAUCUCAGUAGGAGAAAAGCAGCAUGGUACACCGGACAGAAGACCAGAGUAAGAGACUUGGAAUCUCCAUCCUGA